Molecule: messenger RNA, 1083 nt
Organism: Penicillium maclennaniae
Lineage: Eukaryota; Fungi; Ascomycota; Eurotiomycetes; Eurotiales; Aspergillaceae
Product: KRR1 small subunit processome component
Exons: 3
Coding region: 1-1083 (360 amino acids)
Cellular component (GO): small-subunit processome; nucleolus
Molecular function (GO): RNA binding
Source: RefSeq, a predicted model, not a curated record
AUGCCUUCGAAUAACAACAAAGAAAAGCCGUGGGAUACGGAUGAUAUCGACAAGUGGAAGAUCGAAGAAUUCAAGCCCGAAGACAAUGCCGCCGGAAACUUCGUAGAGGAGUCCUCUUUCAUGACCCUCUUCCCCAAAUACCGCGAACAAUACUUGAAGGAAGCAUGGCCCGUCAUUACCAAGUCCCUGGAGAAGCAGGGCAUCGCCUGCACACUCGAUUUGGUCGAGGGUAGCAUGACCGUUAAGACAACCCGCAAGACCUACGACCCGGCCGCGAUUCUCAAGGCGCGCGAUCCUCAUCAAACUCCUCUCCCGAAGUGUCCCCCACUGAAGAUAUUGGACGAUGGUGUGGCCUGCGACGUGAUCAAGAUCCGCAACCAAGUUCGGAACAAAGAACGCUUUGUCAAGCGUCGCCAGCGUAUCCUCGGCCCCAACGGCUCUACCCUUAAAGCGUUGGAACUCCUGACGAGCACAUAUAUCAUGGUGCAGGGUAACACAGUGGCGGUGAUGGGUCCGUUCAAGGGUCUGAAGGAGGUGCGACGAAUUAUCGACGACUGCAUGGCCAAUAUCCAUCCUAUCUAUCACAUCAAGGAGCUGAUGAUCAAGCGUGAGCUGGCCAAGGACCCCACACUGGCCAACGAAUCGUGGGACCGCUUCUUGCCCAACUUCAAGAAGCGCACCCUGUCCAAGCGCCACACGCCCUUCAAGGUCACCGACAAGUCGAAGAAGGUUUAUACGCCAUUCCCGCCCGCCCCCGAGAAGAGCAAGGUGGAUCUGCAGAUCGAGUCUGGAGAGUACUUCCUGUCCAAGGAGGCCAAGGAUCGUGCUCAGAAGGAGGAGGUCAUGGAGCGCCAGCGCAUCAAGCGCGAGGAGAAGAUGAAGGAACGCGAGAAGGACUUCAUUGCCCCCGAAGAGGAUGGACCUGUGAAGAAGGAGAAGAAGGAAAAGAAAGAGAAAAAGGAAAAGAAGGAGAAGAGCAAGCGAAAGCGCGAGGCCGAAGCCGAGGCCGAUGGGGACGAUGCCGACCGCAAGGAGAAGAAGAAGAAGAAGAAGAGCAAGUCCAAGGACGCCUCCGACGAGUAA